CAGAGACACUGUCCUCGGCCACACCAUGGCGGGCCCACUGUGCCUCGUCCUGCUCAGUGCCUCCCUGGCUGGCCUCUUGCUGCCGGGAGGAAGCGUGUUCCUGAGCCGGGAGCGCGCGCACGGCCUCCUGGCCCGCGUCCGCAGGGCCAACUCGUUCCUGGAGGAGCUGAAGAGAGGGAACCUCGAGAGAGAGUGCAUGGAGGAGAGCUGCACCUUCGAGGAAGCCCGGGAGGUCUUCGAGGACGCCGAGAGGACGAAUGAAUUCUGGAAUAAAUACAAAGAUGGCGACCAGUGUGACAACAGCCCUUGCCUGAAUGAGGGCACGUGUAAAGACGGCCUCGGGGAAUACAUGUGUACCUGCUUGGAAGGAUUUGAAGGCAAAAACUGUGAAUUUUCCACGCGGAAACUCUGCAGCCUGGACAAUGGGGACUGUGACCAGUUCUGCCGCGAGGAGCAGAACUCCGUGGUGUGUUCCUGUGCCAGGGGGUACAUCCUGGGUGACAACGGCAAGUCCUGCAUCUCCACAGAGCCUUUCCCCUGUGGGAAACUCACUCUAGGACGCAGGAAGAGGUCGGUGGACCAGGCCAUCCCCAGCAGUCAGGAGCCCCCCAAAACCGGCAUUACGAACCAGUACGACGACGGUGAAGACCUGAGUCCUACCAAGAGCCCGAGCGAGCUGCUGGACGGGAACAAGACAGAGACGAGCCUUGAGGACGACGGCAGUGUGGUCCGAAUAGUGGGCGGGAGGGACUGCACAGAGGGCGAGUGUCCCUGGCAGGCUCUGCUCAUCAACGAGGAAAAUGAGGGCUUCUGCGGAGGUACCAUCCUGAGCGAGUUCUAUAUCCUCACUGCGGCUCACUGUCUCCACCAAGCCAAGAGGUUCAAGGUGAGGGUAGGUGACCGGAACACGGAGGUGGAGGAGGGCAACGAGAUGGUGCACGAGGUGGAGCUGAUCGUAAAGCACAACAAGUUCGUCAGGGAGACCUAUGACUUCGACAUCGCGGUGAUCAGGCUGAAGACGCCCAUCACCUUCCGCAUGAACGUGGCGCCCGCCUGCCUGCCCGAGAAGGACUGGGCUGAGUCCACGCUCAUGACGCAGAAGACGGGCAUCGUGAGUGGCUUCGGGCGCGUCCACGAGAAGGGCCGCCUGUCCACCACCCUCAAGAUGCUGGUGGUGCCCUACGUGGACAGGAACACGUGCAAGCUGUCCAGCAGCUUCACCAUCACCCAGAACAUGUUCUGCGCCGGCUACGACUCGAAGCCCCAGGACGCCUGUCAGGGGGACAGCGGGGGCCCCCACGUCACCCAGUUCAAGGACACCUAUUUCAUCACUGGCAUCGUCAGCUGGGGAGAAGGAUGUGCACGCAAAGGGAAGUACGGGGUCUACACCAAGGUCGCCAACUUCCUCAAGUGGAUCGAUAGGUCCAUGAAAGCCAGGGCUGGGGCCCAGGGUAAGCAGGAGGUCCCUGUGCCUCACCCCCAUUAA
Molecule: messenger RNA, 1486 nt
Organism: Ceratotherium simum simum (southern white rhinoceros)
Lineage: Eukaryota; Metazoa; Chordata; Mammalia; Perissodactyla; Rhinocerotidae
Source: RefSeq, a predicted model, not a curated record